Messenger RNA from Arctia plantaginis, 1353 nucleotides. The record is from the annotation of a GenBank genome assembly. NCBI's taxonomy places the organism in Eukaryota, Metazoa, Arthropoda, Insecta, Lepidoptera, Erebidae.
AUGUUAUCAUAUGAAAACAAAUUAAUAUUGGCGCCAAUGGUCCGCAUAGGUACUCUACCCAUGCGUCUUUUAGCGUUACGAUAUGGUGCCGAUUUGGUUUACACUGAGGAAUUGAUUGACUGGAAGUUUUUGAGAUCGAAACGUAAAUAUAAUGAUACUUUAAAUACAAUUGAUUAUGUGGACCAAACAGAUGGAACUAUAGUAUUCCGGACUUGUGAUAAAGAAAAAGAAAAAGUCAUAUUACAACUUGGAACAUGCAAUGCAGAAAGAGCAUUAAAAGUGGCUAAGCUAGUAGAAAAUGAUGUAGCUGCAAUUGAUAUAAAUAUGGGCUGUCCAAAGGAAUUUUCUAUCAAAGGUGGUAUGGGUGUAGCUCUUCUAGCACAACCAGAGAAAGCCCACAAUAUUUUAACAACUUUAGUAGAAAAUUUAUCCAUACCUGUUAGUUGCAAGAUAAGGAUACUUGAAACACCAGAAGAUACAUUGAAGGUGGUAGAGAAACUGGUGAGUUCUGGUAUCAAAGCAAUUGCAAUUCAUGGUAGAACGCGUGAUGAAAGACCUCAACAUGCUGUACAUCCAGAUGUAAUAAAGUAUGUUGCAGAAAGGAUUUCCAUACCUGUUAUAGCAAAUGGAGGCUCUAAAGAAAUUGAAAAGCAUCAUCAUAUUCAAGCAUUUAAAGAAAUGACAGGGUGUACAAGUGUGAUGCUAGCAAGGGCUGCUGAGUGGAACUGUUCAAUAUUUAGAAAAGAAGGCUUACUACCAAUGGAUACAGUUAUCAAAGAAUAUCUUAAGCUUGCAGUUGAUUAUGACAAUUCACCUUCUAACACAAAGUACUGUGUACAAAAUAUAUUAAGAGAUUUACAAGAAACUCCUAGAGGGAGAAAAUUUUUAGAUUGUCAAACUUUAGAACAAAUAUGUGACAUAUGGGAAUUAGGAGAAUAUUGUCACGAGAAGCAAUCAAAAUACCAAAAAAUGGGUAUACAAGGUAGAUGGCAGGUUUGCCCUCACGAACUAGAACCACCACAGAAGAGAAUAAAAAUGGCUGAAACUGACCUUGUUGGUGUUAUACAAAUGAAAGUAUGUUUCAUUCGAGCUAAUUUCAAUGAUCGUAAUAUGCCUAAGGCGAAACUCCAUGGAUGGGCAGGAAAAAAUGGCCACAAUCUACCUGUGUAUGAGACUCAGCAAGUUGAAAAAUUAUUUCGCACCAUAUUGACAUUCAAUGACAAGAAAUAUACAUCAACAUUUUGGGAGAAAAAUAAGAAGUUUUCUGAACAAGGUGCAGCUUUAGUCUGCAUGUUUCACAUAGGAUUAGUGACUGAAGAGGAACUGAUUAAAUUUGGAAGUAUAAUAAAAUGA